UUUGAUAUGACACAAUUAUAUCUAUAAUCCAUUAAUCUUGAACGGGUUUGUAAUAAAGUUGCAGUCUUGAUUAAGUAAAGUGGGCAUGUUCUUGGAUUACUGUGCUAAACUAUAGUAAUUUCUAAUAAGGAAUUUUUGUCAUUUUUUAAUACCUAUAUAGGAGUAUUAUUAUAUUGUCUUGGAGAAAGAGGUGAAAGUCAGCACGCUUUUGCUUGUUGGAUCAGACAACGUUACAUAGUUGGUUGCGUGCAUUUUGUUCUAUUUCCAUUUCCAGUUUUAGAGCUACUUUGAGUGAAGAGAAUCUCUCUAGUUGCAUUUCUCUUGUCUCCUCCUCUUUCUCAUGUUUGUGAAAGGAUUUCAAGAGAGAGAGAAAAAUGGUGAUGUGAGAUGAUUCAUGAUUGACAGAAAAGAAAAAAACAGCCCCACUAUGCUCAAUCUGAGCACGCUCAAAAGUGUACCCAUAUAAAAGCAAAAUUGUAUUGCAUCUCUUUCCGCUUGAGGGGCCUUUCAUUUCAUUUCCACAAUUUAUUUUUAUUUUUCUUUCCAAAAAGCUUCGUUCUUGUGUUGGGCUUUGGGCAAAAGUCCGCAACCAGAAUUCUCCAACUGCUCUUCCUUUCGUGCUUUCUUCGAAAAAGAUAGGUUGUGGCUUCGUCCCCAUUUUUUUACAUCUAUCAAAAUGUGGGCUCUCAUUAGUUUAAGCUUAGGAUAAUCCCUUUUCUCCAAUCCCUUUAAAGCUUUGAUCUUUUUGCGCUGCUGUUGUGAUCUUGUUUGCAUAGUUUCUCACAUAGCCAUACACGCACAUCUCUCUCUCUCUCUCAUGGAGAAUUAUUCAAGAAAAGAUGAAGGGUGUCCUCAGCUGCUGGAUUUAAUUCCAAAAGACAGAGAAACAUGGGUUACAAAAAGGGCGGAAGAAAGAAGAAGCCAUGGAAUAUCAGAGGAGAAAAAGCUUGAGCUAAGGCUUGGUCCGCCGGGAGGAGAAUGGGCCAUCAAAGAAAGCAACAGCACUGCUUCUAGAGAGAGACUUCUCUCUCUAGGCCACUUCCCCACAAGCCCUUGUGCUCAAAAUCCAGUCUUGCAACCUCCAUCUCCAUGGCAGCACCACCACCUCCAUUCUUCAUAUCUCCAUCUUCAACCUGGGCAGGGACAGAUUGCUGUCAGCAAGGAAUCCUCAAAGCCCUGUAGCAAUAGAGCUGCAGCAGUAGAGCAUAGUGCAGCAGCAGAAAAGAAGGCAUUUUCAGCAGCAAAUACAGCUGUGCACAACAGCAGCGGCACUGCUCAGAAAAGAACUGCACCUGCUUCAGUUGUGGGAUGGCCUCCAAUUCGUUCAUUCAGAAAAAAUAUUGCAAGCGGCAGUUCUUCCAAACAAGCAUCAGACUCACCAGAAGCUGCUGCUUCUCCAAGCAAGGUUUUGACCCCGAAAUCGGGCGAAAACUGCUCAAGAACUCCCUUUGUGAAGAUCAACAUGGAUGGUAUUCCCAUUGGGAGGAAAGUUGAUCUCAAAGCAUACAACACUUAUGAAAAGCUCUCAUUUGCUGUUGAUGAGCUCUUCAGGGGCCUUCUUGCAGCACAGAAGAAAUCUUGCGGUGUUGGGAUCAAAGACGAGGGCGAUGGAGUGGAGAAAAUCGGAGGUUUGUUGGACGGGAGUGGGGAAUAUACCCUCGUGUAUGAGGAUCAUGAAGGCGACAGGAUGCUUGUUGGGGAUGUUCCUUGGCACAUGUUCGUCUCAACGGUGAAGAGGCUUCGCGUGCUGAAAAGCUCAGAACUGCCUACAUUGUCUCGUAAGCUCUCUACUUACAUUUCUAUUGAUAUCGAACUCCUCCCUCGGCAUGAAAAAGAAAAUAGAAAGUGAGAUAUCACGGCUUGGUUUUAAUGUAGGUGGACGCAAACAGGGGAAGCUCUCCAUAAACGUCUGAGUGUAGCAACUGUGGCUGUGAAUGGGGCUUUUUUGUGUUUAGUGUCGACUUUUCAAGCAAUGGUAUUCGUUGUUAUUGUGUUUUUUAUGGAUUCUAAUGUAUAUUUUGAAGACCAUAUAUAACUGAAUCUUCUUUUAAGUUGUUGAAACAUUUGGCCUUUUCUGGGUUUCGUAGUGAAAAGGUGAAACUCUAAGCCUGCAUGUAAAGAAUUUGCACCUUUUGUUUUGCUGCUUUGGACUUCUAUAGGGAUAUAUUAUCGGAGGUUUUUAUAUGUAAUUUUCUGCUGAAUGUUUGAAUGUUGAUAUCAAAUUUCGAAGAGGUUUUUAUA
Salvia miltiorrhiza (redroot sage) is the source of this 2241-nucleotide messenger RNA. Its product is annotated as auxin-responsive protein IAA18-like. Bases 818 to 1849 code for a protein of 343 amino acids. NCBI's taxonomy places the organism in Eukaryota, Viridiplantae, Streptophyta, Magnoliopsida, Lamiales, Lamiaceae. Gene Ontology annotation, molecular function: protein binding. Gene Ontology annotation, cellular component: nucleus. Gene Ontology annotation, biological process: regulation of DNA-templated transcription. The record is from RefSeq and is a predicted model, not a curated record. The transcript is spliced from 4 exons.